This is a messenger RNA of Xiphophorus hellerii (green swordtail), 1237 nucleotides long. RefSeq names its product uromodulin-like. The coding region runs from base 36 to 644 and encodes 202 amino acids. The record is from RefSeq and is a predicted model, not a curated record. The transcript has 5 exons. NCBI's taxonomy places the organism in Eukaryota, Metazoa, Chordata, Actinopteri, Cyprinodontiformes, Poeciliidae.
CUGACAACAGCCAAACCAUCUACAAGAACACCAUCAUGACACAGAACCUCUCCUCUGGAGGAAUCACUCGCCAAGACCAGGUCUACAUCGGGUUUUCCUGCGUUGAGACCCAGCCGGACAUACAGACGGUGGCUUUCAGGAUCAAAGACAGCUCUGUGGUUCAGUUCGUCUCAUCCGGACUUUGGAAUUACUCUCUGACCAUGAAGGCCUACACCGACGCCAACCGAACUCAAGCUGUGGCCUCAAACACCGAAGUUCGCCUGAACCAGAAGAUCUGGAUGGAGCUGGACGCCGACGGCCUGAAUGAAAGCCUGGUUGCUGUGGUGAUGGACUCCUGCUGGGCGACGGACCAGGAAUCGGCCAGCGCUAGCCGUAAACAUUACCUGAUCGAGAACGGUUGUCCAAACCCUGAGGACCAGACGGUGAGCGUGGAGGCAAACGGAAAGGGAACCUCCAACUCCUUCUCCUUCAACAUGUUCCAGUUCACUGGGAGCUCUGCUCAGGUCUACCUGCACUGCAAACUGCAGCUCUGCAUCAAACAGGAGAACACCUGCGUCAAGACGUGUGCUGGAACUCGGAGACGCAGGUCUGUCCGGUCCCAGUCUGGAGCUGCUGCCUUCAUCAGCAUGGCUUGGACUGCCUAGGUGAAGGACCUCAAACUCCAUGAAGAUCCAGUCUGUGGACCGGUUCUGAUCCAGACCCGGGUGUUAUGAGGAAAUCUCUGACACAUAGCGGUUCUACUGCUGAGCGUUUCUUUGUUAUAAUCAAAUGUGGUGAAGGGAAGUGAGUGAAACACUAAACUAAUCAGAGUUUAUAGUUGGUCUUCAAUGAAAGAAGCUUUUUGAUUCUCACGUUGUCUGAGCUCAACACAUUGUAGAUGUGAAACAUCCCAUAAUGCACAGAGGAAAACAGAGAGCAGAAUGAGGCUGCAGUGGUUCACAGUGAGCUUCAAUGUUUCAGUCAGCUCUACAAUCAGGAGGAAUUUGAUUUCAUUUCUAGUCUCAAUGAUCAGUAAAGGUUUAGCAGGGAUUGGUGGCUGUUACUGAGCCGUUUUUCUUCUUCUGAAGCUGAAAUUUACAGAAACUCCAACAUGACGUUUGUAGGUUGAUGUCAGUUUUUAACAUCUAUAAAAUUAUUAUCAAGUUGAGUUUUCAAUUCAGAAAGUUAAAGCAGAGUUUUAACUCUUACAAAUGUAAAACUGGAGCACUUCCCCCUCUUGUGGCUACAAUUUGUAUUA